Xyrichtys novacula (pearly razorfish) is the source of this 1854-nucleotide messenger RNA. NCBI's taxonomy places the organism in Eukaryota, Metazoa, Chordata, Actinopteri, Labriformes, Labridae. The record is from the annotation of a GenBank genome assembly.
AUGGGGGACUGGUCCUAUCUGUCCUCUCUACUAGACAAAGUCCAGUCCCACUCUACAGUGGUGGGGAAGAUCUGGAUGAGUGUCCUCUUCCUCUUCAGGAUCUUUGUCCUGGGAGCUGCUGCAGACAAAGUGUGGGGGGAUGAACUUUCAGAGUUCUCCUGCGAUAGUAAGGAGCCAGGAUGUAAGCACGCCUGCUACAACAAGAUGUUCCCCAUCUCCUACAUCCACUACUGGGUGCUGCAGAUCAUUUUUGUGUCCACGCCCACCCUGGUGUACCUGGGCCACGCCGUGCACGUCAUCCACAAAGAGAAGAGAAUGAUAGAGCAGCUAAGAAACAGCACAGGUCAGUCCAUCAAUCAAUCAAUCAAUCUUUAAAACCCACAUUUGACAGACUGCUGUUUAUGAUGCCAAUUAUAAUGGCAAAAUGUAUGAGAUAUUUUAAAGAAUAAUAAUAAUUAUUGGUCUGUGUUUUGAAAUAGAUAUGAGCUUGUCAUUUUCACUGUAAUCCAGUUAAAUUUUCCAGCAGUGUUGUUUUCGUUGACAAAAAUAUUUUGUCAACGCCCCUUUUUUUCCACAACCAAGACGUGACGUUGACGAGCUAAAAAAGUCUUAGAUGACUAAAAUGUGGCGUGACAAAUUUGCAUUUACGUUGACGAGACGAGACGAAAACGUUAGUGGUGGACGACGAACAGAGUUGCAAUGUUCAUGAGCAUUUCGUCAGUCAAACGCUAAACAUAUAUUUUGCAGUGUUGUUUUCGUUAACGUUGAUGAAAACAACACUGAUUUCUAGAGGUCGGAGGAAAUUAGUUACAGUAACUUUGCAUGUAUACACCAAACUCUAUCCCAAGAUGGCCUUGGUGUUCUGCAAAUGCUCCACAUUUUGAAACCCAGGAUUUGACCCACAGGUCUAACAGCGUCAGAAGGAAAAAGGUGUUGUUCACCUUUGGAUGUCACCAUAAACCUGAGAGAUAGCAUUUAUCUAGUUUGUACCAAAAACCACAAAUGUAGUUCGGAGUAUUCACAAAAAAUACAAAGCUGUAAAUCUGUCAGUGUAUGCGAAACCAGUUAGCAUCUUAAAUUGUACUUUAGAUUUUAUGAGCAGCUAAUUUAAAGAGGCUAAUAUACUGAAGAAAAAUAUGAUCUCUUUUUUAAAAUCCUGGUCCAUACUCAAGAUGUAGCUUUUUGGGGGCCAGCAAAAAAGUCUUCAGAGGCUUAUUUGAGCAUCUAGAUGAAAAAGAAAUACAAUAAUCCAACUUAAACAUUUACAGCGGGAUAUGUCUGAUUUGUGGGAUGUUUAGAAAAUGAAAACAAGAUGUCUUGACAUUUGUUUUAUGUGGUUUAGAUGGAAGUAUCGUGAAGAAGCCCAAGUACACGGACGACAGAGGGAAGGUGAAGAUUACAGGCGUCCUCUUCUACACCUACAUGGCCCAGCUGUUCUCUACGAUCCUGAUGGAGGUGGGCUUCGUUGUGGCUCAGUUCUACAUCUAUGACUCUAUCUUCAUGGUCUCCUACUUCCCCUGCAACGAGUCGCCGCCCUGUGCACGCUCCACCGGGGCCCAGUGUUACAUUUCUCGUCCCACAGAGAAGACGAUCUUCGUCUUCUUCAUGCUGGUGGUGUCUGGGGUGUCGGUGCUGCUGAAUGUGGUGGAGAUGAUUUACUUGAUGUGUAAUCGUAGCAAACAACGCACAAAGAAGCUUUUGGAGCGGCAGCGGGAGAGGCUCACCUUUCAGCAAAGCUCGUCAAACCCGCAUUGGGAGGGCAGGGCCAGCAGGUACGGAGGAUAUCCAGUACUUAUACCUGCUACAAAUGAGGAGCAGCAUGAGGACCGAGACUGGAAGGAGAAGGACACCUAA